UUAAACGCGUUAUCACCUCUACCAUAACCUUAAAGAUCAUCAUAUGACAACGACAUCGACAAUGACGUUCGGAGCACAGUCCGCCGCAUUAAGCUACCCUAAUUAAAAACACGCAUCAUGAUCACAUGCAAAAUUUGUAUCUUAACUCAAUUCUUCCAUUAUACCCCAAAAUUACGUAAUCAUACACCAAACUUCCCACUUUUUCCCUUUCUUUUAAUAGCCAAAAUUAAAAAUAAACUCAAACCCCCUAAAUUAUCAAAUAAAAUCCAAUUAAAUAAAAUUAGAUGCUUUUGAUCAUGACUUUGAUAGUUAGUUACUCCAAUCACAUUUCUUAACUUCAUCACUCCUUCACUCACACACUCACUCAAACUCACUCACGUUUUUCUUUUCUCUCUCACUCGUCGAGUGAUGGGCCGCAACUCACUGAGUUCGGCAGAACUCGCUUCGGACGACAAUGGCGAUCUAGGGUUUCGUUCCAAUCACGAUCGAUCUCUCUUCAAACGCGCUCAUCCUCUUCCGCAUAAUUCCGACGCUUCUAAAUCAUCUGAUCGUCAAUUCUCAAGCGCCGGUCACCGGUUGCGUUCGCGUCGGAAAUCGUUUCAAUUGAAAGGAAAUUCGUUGAUUUAUGGUGUGAUUUUGCUUGCGGUGUUUGGAUUUGCGUUCGCUUCAAUGGUGUUGCAGAGCUUUAUAACUUCUGUGUUUAGGCAAGGCGGUGAUGGCGGUGAUGCGUCGACGCACGGGUUGAGGCUUGGGACUGGUUUGAGGUUCGUCGCUUCGGCGAGGUUUCGAGACGAAGGUCGCCUUGAUCUGCUUAGGAAGUUGCCUAGGAAUGGCGUUAGACCUCCUAAGCUUGCUCUUAUUUUAGGUAACUUGAAGAAAAAUUCUGAGUCAUUAAUGCUAUUCACAGUGAUGAAGAAUUUACGACACAUUGGCUACACGCUGAAGUUAUAUGCUCUGAAGGAUGGUGAAGCACGAACAAUGUGGGAAGAAAUAGGAGGUCAAAUGACAAUUUUAAAUCUUGAAAGAUAUGACCAUUUUGAUUGGUCCCUUUUUGAAGGUGUCAUUGCAGACUCUCUUGAGGCAAAAGAAAUAAUAUCAAGCCUCAUGCAGGAGCCAUUCUGUUCUGUGCCACUUAUAUGGAUUAUUCAAGAGGAUAAGCUUGCAAAGCGCCUUCUACAUUAUGACAAAAUGGGUUGGGACCAUCUUAUUUCCCAUUGGAGACAAGCACUUGGCAGAGCUGAUGUUGUUGUCUUCCAUGAUUUUUUCUUACCGUUGUUAUAUAGUGCCCUUGACUGUGGAAACUUCUUUGUGAUUCCUGGAUCACCAAAAGAUGUGUGGGCUGCUGAAAGCUACCUUAAAACUCACUCCAGAAAUGAUUUGCGGAAGAAAAAUAAUUAUGAUAUAGAUGAUGUGCUGGUUGUGGUUCUUGGAAGUUCCUUCUUCUACAAUGAACUAUCUUGGGAUUAUGCUGUUGCAAUGCAUACUAUUGGACCCCUUCUUGCUAAGUAUGCCAAAGGGAAGGAUGCUGCUGGAUCCUUUAAAUUUAUUUUUUUAUGUGGAAACACUAGUAAUGGAUCUAAUGAUGCUUUAGAGGGUGUUGCUGCUCACCUACGACUUAGUCCAGGUUCCAUGAGGCACUAUAGCCUGGACCAUGAUGUGAAUGGAGCUUUAUUGAUGGCUGACAUAGUUCUAUACGGGUCAUCACAAGAAGAAGAAGCCUUCCCAUCGUUACUAAUUAGAUCAAUGUCUUUUGGGAUUCCUGUAGUUGUACCUGAUCUUCCAGUCAUAAGCAAAUACGUUGUUGAUGGUGUCCAUGGAAUGAUUUUCUCUAAACAUAAUCCAGAUGAUUUGCUGAGAAUCUUCUCGCAUUUAAUAUCAAAUGAAGGGAAACUCUCUGAAUUUGCUGGUGCAGUUGGCUCUUCCGGGAAGCUUCUUGCCAGGAAUUUACUAGCUUUUGAAUCCAUAACCGGCCAUGCAAAGCUUAUGGAAGGUGUGCUUCAUUUUCCUUCAGAUUCAUUGCUUCCUUCUCCGAUAUCUCAGAUUCGACAGGAUUCAUGGGAAUGGAAUUCCUUUAAUGAAGUGAUGGAACAGACAGCUGCCGACAUGAUAAGUAAAGAUGAAGAAGGCAUUAUAGUAGAAGGGUCUAGCAUUGUUCAAAAGCUUGAGGAAGAUUUUAAUAGUUUAGUGAACUUGAAAAAUAUAUCUGUGGAGAACAGUGAUGUCAUAGAAAGGGAUCUUGUGAGCAAUGAAGAUUUGGAUGAUGUUGAACAAAUUGCAAGCUUUGAAGAGUAUGAGAGGCGAGAAAUGGAUCAGAUUGACGAAAGAAUGGAGAAGGACCCUGGUAUUUGGGAUGAGAUAUACCGAAAUGCUCGUAAAUCUGAGAAACUCAGGUUUGAAGCAAAUGAAAGGGAUGAUGGAGAGCUACAAAGAACAGGUCGUCUAAUGUGCAUUUAUGAAGUUUAUAAUGGUGCUGGGGCUUGGCCACUUUUGCAUCAUGGUUCCCUGUAUCGUGGUUUAAGUCUUUCUAGAAGAACACGGAGGUUAAGCUCAGAUGAUGUGGAUGCAGCUUAUAGGCUUCCAAUCUUAAACGAUCCCCACUACCGGGAUCUUCUCUGUGAAAUGGGGGGCAUGUUUUCUAUUGCACAAAAGGUGGAUGAUAUUCACAAGAGGCCAUGGGUUGGGUUUCAGUCAUGGAAAGCUUCGGGUAGAGAGGUUUCACUGUCAUUAAAAGCAGAAAGGAUUCUUGAAGAUACAAUACAGCAUCAAACCAAAGGAGAAGCUAUAUACUUCUGGACAAGAUUGGACAUGGAUCUAGGUCUUUCAGAAAGCAAUAGCUUGACUUCCUUUUGGUCAGUAUGUGAUGUCUUAAAUGGAGGAUACUGCAGAACAGCAUUUGAAGAUGCUUUCAGGCGUAUGUAUGGCUUGCCUUCAAAUGUUGAUGCCCUUCCCCCAAUGCCUGAGGACUCUGACCACUGGUCUGCCUUGCACAGCUGGGUCAUGCCAACUCCGUCGUUUCUAGAAUUUAUGAUGUUUACCAGGAUGUUUGUUGAUUCUCUUGAUGCCAUACAUUAUGACAGUAGUAUAAUAACUCCAUGUCCACUGGGAGUUUCGGAAGUUGAGAAAAAGCACUGUUGCUGCCGGGUUUUGGAGCUUCUAGUCAAUGUCUGGGCUUAUCAUAGUGCACGGAAGAUGGUAUAUGUCGAUCCACGUACAGGUCUGCUUGAAGAGCAGCACCCAGUAGACCAACGGAAGGGAUUUAUGUGGGUUAAAUACUUCAACUUUACACUCUUGAAAAUCAUGGACGAAGACCUUGCAGAAGCUGCAGAUGAUGGUGACCUGCAACGUGAAGCCUGGUUGUGGCCACUGACAGGGGAGGUGCACUGGCAAGGUAUAUAUGAAAGAGAAAGGGAGCAAAGAUACAGGAUAAAAAUGGAUAAGAAACGGAAAAUUAAGGAGAAACUUUUUGAGAGGAUGAAGUAUGGAUAUAGACAGAAAUCUCUUGGAGGAUGAGAAAUCUCUAGUGCUCAACCAAAAUUUGUUAUUGGAAGGCACAGAUUUCCCCCAAAAUACCUGACCUUUUUUACUUAGUUGGGAAUUGGAUAAAGCCAACCUACGCCAGCGACAUUCUUUGCUAACCACCUUAACAGAUCACUCAUUACUGUGCAUAUAUAUAUAUUCAUUUAUUGGGGGUGAAAUACCUACGAAGUAUGGAGUGGAACAGAUGACUCGUCGUCAGGAGCUUCUUGAUACAGAUUACUGAAUUUCAAAUAGCGGCAGAUGCAUGAUGAUUAGGUUGAGAGAAGCAAUGUCAUUUGUUAAUUAUUUUUGCUUACUAAUUGGUGCUGAAUGAACAUGUAUAGUCUACUGCAAUUGUAUAUUUGACAGUGGCAUGAGGUGCAAAUUUUGUUCCGAUUUGUUGCUUUAUCUCUCCAAAUAUAGCACUAUAGCCAUUUGAUUCAAUACAUUUUAGCUCCAAACACUCAUACAGAAUUAUAAAUCACAAGCCAUUAAGGCAUCAAUGUAAAAUCAUCUUUUACAAGU
This is a messenger RNA of Chenopodium quinoa (quinoa), 4041 nucleotides long. RefSeq lists its product as uncharacterized. The record is from RefSeq and is a predicted model, not a curated record. The transcript has 14 exons. Gene Ontology annotation, molecular function: glycosyltransferase activity. Bases 409 to 3510 code for a protein of 1033 amino acids. NCBI's taxonomy places the organism in Eukaryota, Viridiplantae, Streptophyta, Magnoliopsida, Caryophyllales, Amaranthaceae.